UUUUUUGUGUUUUGAAUUUUUUUGUAGUAAUAUUAUAAAGUGAAUUUAAUGGUAUUCAAGAAUUUCUUGAAUUGAUUAUAGAAUAUACAAAAUUGAACCAUAUAAUGGCUUGACACCGACCAGCGAAGAGGAGGACCAACCCGCGCUGUCAACCAUGAACGUCAUAAAGAUAUUGGCGAUCGUCGUGGUGACGUCCGUCGUGACUCUCCUGUGCAUCCGUUCCGGUCAAGCGAUGACAAAAACCCCUGGAACCGUUUACAACAAGACCGGUGACAACCCGGAACUCCGGGGCCGAGGCAAACUUUCGUCGGUGAGCGUGACGUCCGACACCGUCACUCCGAAAGUGACAGUCGAUCUGGUAGAAGUGCGGAAGAUCGUCCAGGUUGUAACCCCGGAACCAAACCGGGGAGAUGAUAGUUCGAAGAACGAAAACCAAACAUCCACCACUUCUACUACGAUUACUGCUGAACCCUUGCAGCUAGCCACCAGCAGGUCAAUCGGUGACAAUCAUGUCAAGUUACUCGGACCUUUGGUGUCCGGCAGAAGAGCGUCGCCAAUAGUAGUCCGGGGAAAGUUGCUAGGACAAAUACCGCACCCGUCCAAUCACCGAGGCAGUAACGGCGUCGCCAUCGUGGAAGACGAUGACGACAAUGACGAUAACGAGGCCAACAUUAUCGUCGACGCCGAUGUUUAUCACUUGAACAAUAGACAAUUGGGAUACAACGAUUACUCGGCUGUCGACACGGACAUAUCGGUGGCCGAAGAAGACGGCUCGGCCGGUUAUCACGAUUCGUACGACGUGGCCUACAACAGACCGGUCGGUAACCCCAACGAGGGGACCGGAUGGAGCCCAGCCGGCCAGUCGGGAGGUUACGGUGCGAACGUGGCGCCGACCAUGGGCCGGCCGCCGUACGGCAUGGCCGCGCCGUAUCCCUAUCCGGCCGGCCAGGUGGUGGCUCCGGGUUACAAACAUCACGUGACCUACAACAACAACAUGCCACCGGCGUACGCCAACGGCCAUCGUCCCGCCGGACAGUACAAUAUGCAAAGCAACUUUCACCAGCAGGUGCAAAUGAUCUACGAUAAAAUCGACUGGCACAAGGUUACCAUACUGGCGCUGGUCAAGAUCGGGCUGGCGAAGCUCAAGGCGUUCGGGUUCCUCAAGAUCCUGUUCCUGCUCGUGUUCAAGCUCAAGAUGUUCCUAAUCGCCAUUUUCUUCAAGUUCCUGUUGAUCUCCAAGCUGAUGAAGCUGUUCAAGUUACUAAUGGUACCGUUUGUCCUGCUUACGCUGCUGCCAAUAUUCCUGUCGUUGUUCUCGGCUCCGAUGCUUGUCGGCGGGAUCCUGUCCAUUCCGAGACGUCUAAUCGAAUUUCUAACAGAACCGAUUGCCGUACCAGUAUCGGCGACCGCGGUCACGAAAUUAUACACUGAUCCAACCGGGCUCCCGGGCACGGCGGUCGCAAAAAACGGAGGCCUGACGUCAUCGCACAAUAAUAAACCGGAAGACUCGCCAGUACACGAUAAACGCCGAUUGGAGAUGUUGGAGCUGUUCGACCCGGCCCUGACCGUAUUUCAGAAGGUAUUGGACUCGGAAAAGUGCGUAGAAAGAAUAGCAUGUCGGAUGGCUGUUGUUGAAAAGGCCGGCAUACUUCCGGUUUGGAUUAAUUGGAUGCUUUAUCGAGUAUCAAAGGUCAUUCCAAAUGAAAAACUAGAAACAUAUCUCAAAGCGUAUUCCGAUGUAAAUAAUGUGAUUUAUAACAAGUCGGAUAACCCUGAAAAUUGGGCGGCAUGGUGCUCAGAUCGUUACGACUGCAAUAUUACUAAUACUACUAAUGCGGCAACAAAUGUGAUAGAUGCAGUUAAAUAAUAAUACAUCAUAUUAUUUGAUGUAUUCUUUUCGUUUGUUUUAUUUAAUUGCUUGUUAUAAUUCGUAACUUUUAAGUAGCAGAUUUUAACAAUGAUGUUUUGUACAAAUUUUAAUUCAACAUCAAAUAUUUU
Messenger RNA from Myzus persicae (green peach aphid), 1998 nucleotides. RefSeq lists its product as uncharacterized. Bases 155 to 1867 code for a protein of 570 amino acids. The record is from RefSeq and is a predicted model, not a curated record. Lineage: Eukaryota; Metazoa; Arthropoda; Insecta; Hemiptera; Aphididae. The transcript has 4 exons.